Messenger RNA from Phalacrocorax carbo (great cormorant), 4409 nucleotides. NCBI's taxonomy places the organism in Eukaryota, Metazoa, Chordata, Aves, Suliformes, Phalacrocoracidae. The record is from RefSeq and is a predicted model, not a curated record.
GCUCUGUGCUAACAGCUUGUAAAAUACUAAUGUCUUUGUGGGUAAUGAAGAUGCUGGUUAUGGGAUUGGCUUUGUGUGGGAAGGAACGAUGAAGAAAGACUCGACGGUCCUCUGUUGUGUACUUGACCUUGCCCAUAACGCAGGCAGCGUGGCGAUGGCCGUGAGCUCCCGGCACCCCGGCUCAAACCCGCACCGUGGCUUUGGUAAUGAAGAGAAGAGGAACCUUUCCCUGGGGGGCCAUGUCGGCUUCGACAGUCUCCCCGAUCAGCUGGUCAGCAAGUCUGUCACACAAGGCUUCAGCUUCAACAUCCUCUGUGUGGGUGAGACCGGCAUUGGGAAAUCCACACUAAUGAAUACCCUCUUCAACACCACAUUUGAGACGGAGGAAGCCAGUCACUACGAGAGCACGGUUCGCUUGCGGCCACGGACCUACGACCUGCAGGAGAGCAACGUCCACCUGAAGUUAACGAUCGUGGAUGCAGUUGGAUUUGGGGAUCAGAUAAAUAAAGAUGAAAGUUACAGGCCAAUAGUUGAGUACAUUGAUACGCAGUUUGAAAACUAUUUGCAAGAAGAGCUGAAAAUCCGCCGCUCUCUCUUCAACUAUCAUGAUACGAGGAUUCACGUCUGCCUGUACUUCAUCACCCCAACCGGACACUCACUCAAGUCCUUGGACCUGGUGACAAUGAAGAAGCUGGAUAGCAAGGUGAACAUCAUCCCGAUCAUUGCCAAAGCAGACACCAUCUCCAAGAGCGAGUUGCACAAAUUCAAGAUAAAGAUAAUGAGCGAGCUGGUCAGCAAUGGUGUGCAGAUCUAUCAGUUUCCCACAGACGACGAAGCAGUCGCUGAGAUCAACUCUGUGAUGAAUGCUCAUCUGCCCUUCGCUGUGGUCGGCAGCACGGAGGAGGUGAAAGUUGGGAACAAGCUGGUGAGAGCCCGGCAGUACCCGUGGGGAGUGGUGCAAGUUGAGAACGAAAGUCACUGUGACUUCGUGAAACUGCGGGAAAUGCUGAUCCGAGUCAACAUGGAGGAUCUUCGGGAGCAGACUCACACCCGCCACUAUGAGCUGUACAGGAGGUGCAAACUGGAGGAGAUGGGCUUCAAGGACACGGAUCCAGACAGCCAGCCCUUCAGCCUCCAAGAAACAUAUGAGACCAAAAGGAAAGAGUUCUUGGGCGAGCUCCAGAAGAAAGAGGAAGAAAUGAGACAAAUGUUUGUUAACAAAGUCAAGGAGACGGAGGCAGAGCUGAAGGAGAAGGAGAGAGAGCUGCAUGAGAAAUUUGAGCACUUAAAAAGGAUACACCAGGAAGAGAAAAGGAAGGUGGAGGAGAAGAGGCGGGAGCUGGAGGAAGAGAUGAAUGCCUUCAACAGGCGGAAAGUAGCGAUGGAAACCUUGCAGUCCCAAUCCUUGCAGGCUACCUCACAGCAGCCACUGAAGAAGGACAAAGACAAGAAAAAUUAAUCACACACAGACUUUCAGGCCAAGAGUGGACUUGGUGCUUUCAUGUGUUAAGUUGCUUGAGUUUCCCACCCUGUGACCCUUCUCAUAACAUUGUGUGAGUGGACCAAAGUGAAAGAGAAAAUGAGCAUCUUCGGUGGUUGCGGUGUAACGACUCGCUCUUACCUGUACAGAAUUUAUCAGGUUUUAAGGAAGUAACCUUGCCCUGUACAUUUUGUUAAACUAAGUCGACUAAUCCCUAAAGUAAGAUGUUUUCUUCAAAACCCAGUGAUGGAACAGCCGUGUAUAAAGUGACCGUAACUGUCUGUCUGAACUCUUCUUACUCACCAGCUAAAUACUUGCUUUCUAGAUUUAUUUUAAUUGACUAAGGUGACUGCCUGGGGCUCAUCCACCUUCCCCUGCGCGUGCACAAAUGUGAGGAGUGGGAUGAAGAAUGCUGAAACGUUUAUUUUUCUAACAAAAGUCUCGAUUUGAGUAAGUUUUUAGAUUGGGUAUAAAAACACAAUGCAUAGACUUUCUGCCCUGGGAAUCUUAGUCUGAGUAACCCUAAUUCCAGUAAUUAUAUAUUUUAAUCCUGAAUUACUCUAAACACUUUCUACAUCAUUUAUAAUAUAUAUAUAUAUAAAGAGAGAGAGAGUGGUUAAUAAAAUUCAUGGGACAAUGUUUUGAAUUUUCUUUACUGCUAAAGUAGAACAUUUAUAUAGAAAGAUUUUUCAUAAGAGUUUGUUGUAUAAUGUGGAACUACAGGAUUUGUGUAACUCUUCACUUGUCAUUUACCAAUGUAUUUUACUGUUGUCGAGAAGCUAUUUAAGCGGUCCUCUUUACUUUUACGCUUUAACCUUAAACUUAUUAUGUGCCUAAUAAGGAGAAUCCCCUGAUCUUGAGCUACCCACCGUAUUUAUACUGACAGCCUCUAUUCCUCUUAGAAGGUGCUUCCUUAAACACUCGUUGUGCCUAGAAAUCACAGCCUCGUUUUCCUGGGCAACCGAGCUUAGAGGAAUAAUGAGCAUCGAUAGUAUUUUUAUUUUUUUUUUCUAUUUAAACCACUUGGUGAUAAGGCAGGACAAUAACUGAACAGAGGCUUCCUAGUUGUGUUGUCAUGGAAAAGUAGUUGGCCCCAGUUCCAUCCAUGAGGUAACAGGCUAAAAGCAAGCAAAUAUUUUAUAUUAAUCCCACCCAGCAUCUUUAGAGUUUAUAAAAGCCCUGGCUGGCUAAGUGUUAGUUGUGAGUGGGUGCCUUUUAUUUCGUUAUUAAUGUUACAGGAUUUCUGUGAUUAUUUUUUUUUCUUUUUUUCUUUUUUGCCCUGAAAGAUUUGUCUUUAAGCUGAGAUGUCAGCAAAUUCCUUAUGUGACUUGCAGGAGGAGGUGCACGGCCUUGCACCCGAGCCGUUGCAGGGCGCUCUGAGGGUAGCGUUUUGCUGGAUUGUAAAAUGAGGUUCUUUAACUUGCAUAUCCCCUCAAAGCAGCUUUUAUUUUUUUUUCCCCCCCGCUAAAGAUAGGCUCAGGUGUUAAACUGUUGUCAUGUGGACAUUGGCCUUUUACGUGGAUUUAUUGAAAACCAUGUCAGAGUUACUUGAUGCGUGUAAGAACGACCCUCGUGAAGAUCUCGCGGGUACCUUUUAAAUCGGGCCGUUUUACAGAGAGUGAAAAUUAACGCGCCCCUAUUGGGGGUCUGCCGGAAGCUGAACGCUGAAUUUUUAAGGCUGUGCCUCCAGGUUAGAUGUAUUUUAAAGAGCAGCUGUCAAAUGUUAGGAGCGUCAGCGUGUGUUUUUCCUCAGCGAAACGUACAAGGAGCCCAAACCUUGUUGUUACGCACAAGACGACGGUUCCGGCUCGCUGCUGACCGCAUGUAGGAAAUCAGGGGCAGAAUGUUGAUUUUUUGCUAAUGAGAGAAACUCUGAUGCACUAAUUGCAUGAGUGAGCAGCGCUCUUUGGUUCAUUGUUUUGCUUCUCAAGGCCAGCGCUAUGAAAACAGUAACUGAUGACGCUGGGCUUGCCAACGGCUGCCUCGCCAUCACUUUUCCAGUCAGUAGUUUUCUCCCGAUCUCAUGCCGCAGCCAGCAAGAUCUAUGCAAGUGGUUCCUACCUGCCCUGGCUCGUCAGAGGUCGAUUCUUUUUUCCUAGAAUAACAAGUAGUUACGAAUAAUGAUGAUAACGAAAGAGUAAAAACCUUCAAAUCCGUGGGCAUUGUGGAGAAAUUUCCAGCUUUUUCUGAUGAAGACAUUUGGAAUGUAUGGAACGAUAUUUUGAUGAUGAUGAUGAUCAUAUAUGCUUUGACUUUGUGACGGACCUGCCUUUUCCCUGUAGUUACGUGUUCUUUAGAGCAGUCAGCAGCAGCAUCUCCCCGGGGGAACUCGGUAAUUCUUUUUUUUCCCUCUAGUACUUGAUUUUUUUUCCUUUUGGCUGAGACAAGAUUGAAGUAUGCGGUAUGUAGGGUAGUUCUGUAGCUUAUUUCUACAUAAUGAGUUACAAAUGAUGCUGAUCUCACUCCAGUCUGAAGAUUUACAGCUUGUAGGCUAGAAGUCAAAGAAAAACCCUUCAGAAGUGACUGAGGCUGUUCAGUUACACGUCUUUCAGCUGUUUUAUACAUUUAUCCGUAAAAGGUUGGUAUUAAUGGGAAAAACUGUCCGUUUUCUUAUCAUUUAAACAUUUACCAUCAUGUAUGUUGUCUGCUUUCUAAUUUAAAAUGUGUUUUAAGGGCUCUAAGCUCCGUAGGCUUCAUGCCUGGCUGUGGUGGAUGCCCCGGGGUGGGACGGGGUGGUUGGCUCGGAGCACGCGGAGGUGCCUCGGGGACCUCCCGGGGGAGCGGCAGCCUCUCGGACGUGCUACAUCCGCUCGCUUUGUCAUUCCAAAUGUGUUUGGGUUUAGCUUUUGGUUUGUUUUUUUUUUUUACUUUAAUUUCUCUCCACUCACUUUGUACUUUUUUCUUUUAUUAAAUCUCACGUGUAUUUUGA